Chlorocebus sabaeus (green monkey) is the source of this 2797-nucleotide messenger RNA. The record is from RefSeq and is a predicted model, not a curated record. Lineage: Eukaryota; Metazoa; Chordata; Mammalia; Primates; Cercopithecidae.
AGGAAACCGUCCCGCCUCUAGGAGGGUUGUGCCCCGCGCAGGCGCUUCAGCUCCGCCCUCCGCACCGCCUACCGUGCCCGCCGGCUCCACCUUUUCCCGUCUCAUCGACCUGCUCGACUCUCCGCUGCUCCUCACUUUUUCCGGCUACUGCCGGGCGGGGAGGGGUCCAGGCCGAGCAAGCGGAGCGCCGAGCCCAGCUGAUGCAACCUGGCUGGACUCGCGUGACAGUUCCCGGUACGCGGCGGCGACGGUGACCCAGGAAGGGGCUCUGGUGCCGGGCUGAGCAGGGGAAGCAGGGGUAGCGGAGCCAUGGGGGACGCUCCCGGCCCUGAAGAGAAACUGCACCUUAUCACCCGGAACCUGCAGUUACCUUGUGUUGGAGCCAAGCUUUGAAUCCAGGACUCCCACUCCACCGCCCUAUUAAGUGCCAGACCUGGUGCUUAGUCGCUGGGGAUACGUCAAGGGCCUGCCAGAGCUUGUCUGAAGGGGAUCAGACGUUAAAAAUGACCCAUUACGGUUCAAGAGGUUCUGGGGGAAGAUAAGCUGAAGGAGAUACUGAAGGAGCGGGAACUUAAAAUUUACUGGGGAACAGCAACCACGGGCAAACCACAUGUGGCUUACUUUGUGCCCAUGUCAAAGAUUGCAGACUUCUUGAAGGCAGGAUGUGAGGUAACAAUUCUGUUUGCGGACCUUCACGCAUACCUGGAUAACAUGAAAGCCCCAUGGGAACUUCUAGAACUCCGAGUCAGUUACUAUGAGAAUGUGAUCAAAGCAAUGCUGGAGAGCAUUGGUGUGCCCUUGGAGAAGCUCAAGUUCAUCAAAGGCACUGAUUACCAGCUCAGCAAAGAGUACACACUCGAUGUGUACAGACUCUCCUCCGUAGUCACACAGCAUGAUUCCAAGAAGGCUGGAGCUGAGGUGGUAAAGCAAGUGGAGCACCCUUUGCUGAGUGGCCUCUUGUACCCUGGACUGCAGGCUUUGGAUGAAGAGUAUUUAAAAGUAGAUGCCCAAUUUGGAGGCGUUGAUCAGAGAAAGAUUUUCACCUUUGCAGAGAAGUACCUCCCUGCACUUGGCUAUUCAAAACGGGUCCAUCUGAUGAAUCCUAUGGUUCCAGGAUUAACAGGCAGCAAAAUGAGCUCUUCAGAAGAGGAGUCCAAGAUUGAUCUCCUUGAUCGGAAGGAGGACGUGAAGAAAAAACUGAAGAAGGCCUUCUGUGAGCCAGGAAAUGUGGAGAACAAUGGGGUUCUGUCCUUCAUCAAGCAUGUCCUUUUUCCCCUUAAGUCCGAGUUUGUGAUCCUACGAGAUGAGAAAUGGGGUGGAAACAAAACCUACACAGCUUACACGGACCUGGAAAAGGACUUUGCUGCUGAGGUUGUACAUCCUGGAGACCUGAAGAAUUCUGUUGAAGUCGCGCUGAACAAGUUGCUGGAUCCAAUCCGGGAAAAGUUUAAUACCCCUGCCCUGAAGAAACUGGCCAGCGCUGCCUACCCAGAUCCCUCGAAGCAGAAGCCAAUGGCCAAAGGCCCUGCCAAGAAUUCAGAACCAGAGGAGGUCAUCCCAUCCCGGCUGGAUAUCCGUGUGGGGAAAAUCAUCACUGUGGAGAAGCACCCAGAUGCAGACAGCCUAUAUGUGGAGAAGAUUGACGUGGGGGAAGCUGAACCACGGACUGUGGUGAGCGGCCUGGUACAGUUCGUGCCCAAAGAGGAACUUCAGGACAGGCUGGUAGUGGUGCUCUGCAACCUGAAACCCCAGAAGAUGAGAGGAGUCGAGUCCCAAGGCAUGCUUCUGUGUGCUUCUAUAGAAGGGAUAAACCGCCAGGUUGAACCUCUGGACCCUCCGGCAGGCUCUGCUCCUGGUGAGCGCGUGUUUGUGAAGGGCUAUGAAAAGGGCCAACCAGAUGAGGAGCUCAAGCCCAAGAAGAAAGUCUUCGAGAAGUUGCAGGCUGACUUUAAAAUUUCUGAGGAGUGCAUCGCACAGUGGAAGCAAACCAACUUCAUGACCAAGCUGGGGUCCAUUUCCUGUAAAUCGCUGAAAGGGGGGAACAUUAGCUAGCCAGCCCAGCAUCUUCCUCCCUUCUUCCACCACCGUGUCAUCUGCUCUCUGCAGUCUGCUCCAUCCAUCACCCAUCUGCCCAUCUCUCAGGACAUGGAAGCAGCGGGUUUGGACUCUUUAUUCGGUGCAGAAAUCAGCAAUGGGCAGCUCACCCUCCCCGGAACCCAGGAUCAUCCUGUCUGGCUACAGUGAGAGACCGACCCCUAACAAGGGCUGGGCCGCAGCAGGGAGUCCAGCCCUACCUUCUUCCCUUGGCAGCUGGAGAAAUCUGGUUUCAGUAUAACUCACUUAAAAAUCUAUGCCACAGUCCUUGUAAUUGGAAAAAUACUGGUGCCCAGGUUUUCUUGGAGUUAUCCCAGCAGCUGUGCCUCUAGCUGGGAUCUAGUACCUGGACUGGGCUAAUUACAGCUUCUCCCCAACAGGAAACUGUGGGAUUUGAAAAGGAAAGGGAAGGGAAAACAGAGAACCUAGUGGUCUACCAAGUGGUUGGCAGCUUUCCCAACGUCUGCUUACACUGAGGCUUGGCACUGGGGGGCAGGGCCUGCCCCAGGGCUCUUGGAAUUUCCCUUGAUCCAGCUAGCCUGGGACAUUCCCUAAACCAGCUGCGUGUUAGCAUCAGGCAGAAUGAAUGGCAGGGAGUGAUUCUGUCUUCAGAGAGGGUGGGGUACUUCUCCAUAAGGCAUCUCAGUUCAAUCCCCAUCAUUGUCAUAAAUUCAAAUAAAAUGUCUGAACAAGGGUGUCUGGA